CCACCCCACGUGGUUGGAGGUUUCCAGAAGGGUUGCCACUGCUGUGCCGCGCACUUCCCGGUGGUCCGAGCGCCUUUUUGUUGCUUGGUUUGUAUUUCUACAGUCUAGUCGCCAUGAUAAGUGCCAGCCGAGCCGCAGCUGCCCGUCUUGUCCGCUCCCCAGCCUCCCGGAGUUCCGCGGCCUCCCGCCACCAGGAUGGCUGGAAUGGCCUUAGUCACAAGGCUUUUAGAAUUAUUUCAAGGCGGGACUACGCAUCAGAAGCAAUCAAGGGAGCAGUUGUUGGUAUUGAUUUGGGUACUACCAACUCCUGUGUGGCAGUUAUGGAAGGUAAACAAGCAAAGGUGCUGGAGAAUGCCGAAGGUGCCAGAACCACCCCUUCAGUUGUGGCCUUUACAGCAGAUGGUGAGCGUCUUGUUGGUAUGCCGGCCAAGCGACAGGCUGUCACCAACCCAAACAACACAUUCUAUGCCACCAAGCGUCUUAUUGGCCGGCGAUAUGAUGACUCUGAAGUACAGAAAGAUAUUAAAAAUGUUCCCUUUAAAAUUGUUCGUGCCUCCAAUGGUGAUGCCUGGGUUGAAGCUCAUGGAAAACUCUAUUCUCCAAGUCAAAUUGGAGCAUUUGUGUUGAUGAAGAUGAAGGAGACUGCAGAAAAUUACUUGGGACACACAGCAAAAAAUGCUGUGAUCACAGUCCCAGCUUAUUUCAAUGACUCUCAGAGACAGGCCACUAAGGAUGCUGGUCAGAUAUCUGGACUAAAUGUUCUUCGAGUGAUUAAUGAACCCACAGCUGCUGCUCUGGCCUAUGGUCUAGACAAAUCAGAAGAUAAAAUCAUUGCUGUAUAUGAUUUAGGUGGUGGAACCUUCGAUAUUUCUAUUCUGGAAAUUCAAAAAGGAGUGUUUGAGGUAAAAUCCACCAAUGGAGAUACUUUCUUAGGUGGUGAAGACUUUGACCAGGCCUUGCUACAACACAUUGUGAAGGAGUUCAAGAGAGAGACAGGGGUUGAUUUGACCAAAGACAAUAUGGCACUUCAGAGGGUGCGGGAAGCGGCUGAGAAGGCCAAGUGUGAACUCUCUUCAUCUGUACAGACUGACAUCAACUUGCCAUAUCUUACAAUGGACGCUUCUGGACCCAAGCAUUUGAACAUGAAGCUGACCCGGGCUCAGUUUGAGGGGAUUGUCGGUGACCUAAUCCGGAGAACUGUUGCCCCAUGCCAGAAAGCCAUGCAAGAUGCAGAAGUCAGCAAGAGCGACAUAGGAGAAGUGAUUCUUGUUGGUGGCAUGACCAGGAUGCCCAAGGUUCAGCAGACAGUGCAGGAUCUUUUUGGCCGAGCCCCAAGUAAAGCUGUCAAUCCUGAUGAGGCUGUGGCCAUUGGAGCUGCCAUCCAGGGAGGUGUGUUGGCUGGUGAUGUCACAGAUGUAUUGCUUCUGGAUGUCACUCCCCUGUCUCUGGGUAUUGAGACUUUGGGAGGUGUCUUUACUAAACUUAUUAACAGGAACACCACUAUUCCAACCAAGAAGAGCCAGGUAUUCUCUACAGCUGCUGAUGGACAGACACAAGUGGAGAUUAAAGUCUGUCAGGGUGAGAGAGAAAUGGCUGGAGACAACAAACUUCUUGGACAGUUUACUUUGAUUGGAAUUCCCCCAGCCCCUCGUGGAGUCCCUCAGAUUGAAGUUACAUUUGACAUUGAUGCCAAUGGGAUCGUUCACGUUUCUGCCAAAGAUAAGGGCACAGGACGGGAGCAGCAGAUUGUUAUCCAGUCUUCUGGUGGGUUAAGCAAAGAUGAUAUUGAAAAUAUGGUUAAAAAUGCAGAGAAGUACGCUGAGGAAGAUCGGAGAAAGAAGGAACGAGUCGAAGCAGUUAAUAUGGCCGAAGGAAUCAUUCAUGACACAGAAACCAAGAUGGAAGAAUUCAAGAAUCAGUUGCCUGCAGAUGAGUGCAACAAGCUAAAAGAAGAGAUUUCCAAGAUGCGGGAGCUCCUGGCUCGAAAAGAUAGUGAAACAGGAGAAAACAUAAGACAGGCAGCAUCCUCCCUUCAGCAGGCAUCUUUGAAGCUCUUCGAAAUGGCAUACAAAAAGAUGGCAUCUGAGCGAGAAGGCUCUGGAAGUUCUGGCUCUGGGGAACAAAAGGAAGAGAAACAAUAGUCGCAGUAAACUUUGGAGCAUGAAGGAGAACAUGUUAUGGUGCUUGGGAGUGAAGGGACUUCCUGAGCAGAAAUGGAGCAAAUUUCAGUCUUACUGUGUUUUUGCAGUAUUCUAUAUAUAAUUCCCUUAAUGUGUAAAUUUAGUGACCAUUAGCUAAUGUUCGUUUAAUGAAUGAUAAUUCCAACAGUACAAACUUUUCACAAUGUUUUGUCCCUAGCCUGUCAUUUUCCAGCUGCAUGUAAAAGUGGAGAGGACAAUUUAUUUAUCAUCAUAAAGACUUAACAUUGUUUUGUGCUGAAUUGGCCAUAUUUUUAAGGUUUAAGACGUGUCACACAACAGUCACAGAACGGGUGUGAAACCAUGUGGGAAUGAGGUCCUUCUAGUUAGCUGCGUGCUGCUAUACUGUCCUGAGGUACAUGGGGUCCUUCUGCUAAGGCUUGCAAGGCAAGCCAGCCAUGCCUUGUUGGAAAGCAGGGCAAGGGAAGCUAGCUCAAUAGACAGCUAAGCUAACUAUUUCUUGGGUACAGUUUUUAAAACAAUGUGAUGAUGAGGCUCCCUAACUUUCCUAAGGCAUACUUUCCUGUCUUAUAGCCUGUGUGUCUGGCACCUGUAUCCUUGAUAAUUGUUCAUUUUGAUCCAGUUUGGAUUUUUAAAAUAAUAAAUAUGAAAAGCAUCUUGCUAUCUUCACCUGUGAGGUGAGAGGCCCUGGCAUUUAAUUUCAGUACUACAACAUGACUCAUACUUGCUGCCCUGAAAGGAAAUACAGGAUUUUGCUAUCAUUAGCUAAAAAUAUAAAUUCAACAUUUGAAAGGGAUUAUAUAAUGAAAUUAUGAGCAGUGUCACCAAGAACAAGUCUGGUUCAGUGGGGGUUUUUCCCUCUCCUUGUAGCCCUUAUGUUGGUUUCGAAUUUUGAAACAGUUUUCUAGUUAUCAUCUACCUGGCAUGAAAAGUAAAUCUAUGAUUUCAGACUGCUUAGAGCUGCACAUGGGGGGAAAAAGAGAAUUGGCUUACAAUAAAGUAACCAAUAACUAAUAA
Messenger RNA from Choloepus didactylus (southern two-toed sloth), 3176 nucleotides. It is a transcript of the gene HSPA9, whose product is annotated as heat shock protein family A (Hsp70) member 9. The record is from RefSeq and is a predicted model, not a curated record. The coding region runs from base 114 to 2141 and encodes 675 amino acids. Gene Ontology annotation, molecular function: ATP binding; ATP hydrolysis activity; ATP-dependent protein folding chaperone. Gene Ontology annotation, biological process: cellular response to unfolded protein; protein refolding. Lineage: Eukaryota; Metazoa; Chordata; Mammalia; Pilosa; Megalonychidae. Gene Ontology annotation, cellular component: cytoplasm; mitochondrion. The transcript is spliced from 17 exons.